CACCUGCAAGACACCACCGGGGGAAAAAAGGUGUUCUAGCCUCGCGCCACGUCAAAGUGGAGUGGGCGUGUCUCUGUCUCCUCCAGUGCAGUGGGCGUGUCUCUGUCUCCUCCAGUGGAGUGGGCGUGUCUCUGUCUCCUCCAGUGGAGUGGGCGUGUCUCUGUCUCCUCCAGUGGAGUGGGCGUGUCCUGGGUCUCCUCCAGUGGAGUGGGCGUGUCUCUGUCUCCUCCAGCUGGGUGGGCGUGUCUCUGUCUCCUCCACGCCGCGUCCCAUCAGGUGCCACUCCUCUGUUUGACUUGUACCUGAACGCACCACCACGAUGCUGCUGCUGCUGCUGCUCUGCUGCAGCCCGACUGCACUGGGUCAACUGGUGGAGCCCCGGUUCGGAGACGAGCUCGCGGACUUUGAUCUGGACCUCGCGCCGCGCAGGGUCCCGCGGCAGGUGAGGACGAUCCUGAGCCAGGAGACCAAGCCCCACAUCCAGGAGCUGUCCAUCCAGACCACGGUGGUCUCGCGCUACGCCUUCACCGCGGUGUACUGCGCGAUGCUCAACCGGCGCUCCGCCGCCGCGGAGGGCGUGUUCCAGUUCCAGAUCCCCGCCGCGGCCUACGUCUCCAACUUCACCAUGAUCAUCGGGGGGCGUGUCUACCAGAGCGAGGUCACGCCGAAGACCAAGAAGGUCAAACCAGAGACCGGAGGAAGAGCCGGAACCAAAGAGUCAGGUGAUGCAAGCCCCGAGCAGGUGGAGGUGUUCCGCAUGGCGGCCAUGAUCCCGGGCCGUAACCGGGCCGUGUUCCUGCUGACGUACGAGGAGCUGCUGCGGCGCCGGCUGGGCCGCUACGAGCUGAGCACCAGCCUGCGGCCGCUGCAGCUGGUCAGCCGGCUGCGGCUGGACGUCACCAUCGUGGACCACGCGCCCGUCACCGGCCUCACGGUGCUGCCGCUCCGCACCGGCGCCGCCGCCAAGAGUCCAGCCAGGUCCGAGCAUCCCGUCACCACGGUGAUCAAAGUGGAAAAGAACGUCUGCAGAGUGACCUUCAGUCCCAACAUCGUCCAGCAGGCCAAGAUCACCACCAAUGGCAUUCUGGGAGAUUUUGUGAUCCGCUACGACGUGCAGAGAGACAUGGGGAUCGGAGACAUUCAGGUUUUAAACGGACAUUUCGUGCACUACUUCGCCCCCAAGGACCUGCCGGCGGUGCCCAAGAAUGUGGUGUUUGUGAUCGACACCAGCGCCUCCAUGUCGGGCACCAAGAUUCGACAGACCAAAGACGCCCUGUUCACCAUCCUGAGGGACCUGCGCCCCGGGGACCGCUUCAACUUCAUCAGCUUCUCCAACAGGGUCAAGGUGUGGCGGCCGCACAGCCUCGUCAUGGCAACGCCGCUCAACGUCCGCGACGCCAAGAAGUUCAUCUACAUGCUGGUGCCCAACGGAGGCACCAACAUCGACGGCGCCAUCCACACCGGCUCCAGCCUGCUGGGCGAGUACCUCUCCAGCCCGGACGCCAGCCCGAACAGCGUCUCCCUGGUGGUGUUCCUGACGGACGGGCGGCCCACGGUCGGGGAGGUCCGGUCGGCCGCGAUCCUCGGCAACACCCGCUCGUCCGUGAAGGACAAGUUCUGCGUCUUCACCAUCGGGAUCGGCGACGACGUGGACUACCGGCUGCUGGAGCGCAUGGCUCUGGAGAACUGCGGGAUGAUGAGGCGCAUCGACGAGGACGCCGACGCCAGCGCCAUGCUCAAAGGGUUCUACGACGAGAUCGGGACUCCUCUGCUGUCCGACAUACGCAUCAAGUACACGGAGGACUCCGUCCGCUACGUCACCCAGCACCAGUUCACCAACUACUUCAACGGCUCCGAGAUCGUCAUCGCCGGCAAGCUGUCGAACCGCAGCGCCGAGUCCCUCCACGUUCAGGUGACGGCCAGCAGCAACGACAAGACCGUCGUCCUGGAGACCGACGUGCCGCUGAGGCGCCGAGAGACGGAGACGGAGAAGCACGUGAAGGCGGCCAAGGCGGCGGGAGGUAAGACCCCGGGGUCGGGGGUCGCUCAGGUGUUGGGCGUCGCUCUGGGUUCCAUCGCGGACGACUUCGUGGAGCGCCUGUGGGGCUUCUUGAGCGUCAAGGACGGGCUGCGCUCGCGGCUGCGCAGCCAGACGAGCAAGGAGAGGGAAGACCACAGCCGGCGGGCCACCGACCUGUCCCUGACCUACCGCUUCCUCACGCCGCUCACGCACCUGGUGGUGGAGAAGCCCGAGGUCCUGGCCGACGGCACCGUGGCCGACGAGCUGCCCGAUGACGGGGAGGACGGGGAGCCGCAGGGAUCCAACGGGAAGCCGAGCGGCCAGAUUUCAUCUCUGAGCAACGACAUCGGUAAAGCUGAGAGACCACCGGCCAAGAAAUCCGUCACAUUCUCCAAAACAUCAGCGGACGGCGACCCUCACUUCGUGGUCGACUUCCCGCUCAGCAAGCUGACCGUGUGCUUCAACAUCAACGGGGAGCCGGGACACGUGCUGCGCCUCGUGUCCGACCACAAGCACUCCGGUGUGACGGUGAACGGGAAGCUCAUCGGCGCCCCGGCGCCGCCCGGCAGCCGCAAGCUGCAGCGCACCUACUUCAGCGCCAUCACCAUCGUGGUGGACCGGCCCACGCGCGCCUACAUCGAGGUGACCCCCAAGAAGGUCAUCCUGGACGGGCGCGACCGCAUGGUGCUGCCCUGCCGCUCCUCGGCGGCCGUGAGCAGCGGCGCCCUGUCGGUGGCCGUGGUGGGGAACGCCAACGUGACCGUGACGGUGGGCGGGAACAUCGUGUUCGUGAUCCUGCUGCACCUGUACAAGAACCCGGCGCCCUACCAGAGGGACCACCUGGGCUUCUACGUGGCCAGCAGCAAGGGGCUGUCGCACGACUGCCACGGCCUGCUGGGUCAGUUCCUGUACCAGGAGGUGAGUCUGGCGCUGCUCGCGGCGCCGGGCGACGCCAAGCCGGCGGCGGCGCUCACGGUGCGGCAGCGCUCGGUGCCGGUGGUCCGGAAGAGCCGGAGGAUCUACGGCGGCGCCCAGAGCGUGGACUGCUGGUUCGCCCGCAACAACGCGGCGGCGCUCAUCGACGGGCGCUACGAGGACUACCUGACCACGCACAUGUUCGACACGGGGGAGGGGCUUAACGGGGCGUGACCCCGCCCACAAAGACUGCUGCGAAAAGCCCAAACUCAUUCUCAUCGGCCUCUCGCGAAUAUAUUUUUUUAUUAUUUCUAAUGAAAAUUAAAUCUUUCGUUUUUGUUGUUGUUAUUAUUAUAUUGCGUGUAUUAUUUUUUAUAAUAUUUUUGUGAUUGUAAAUAAAAUAAACACCUAAACACACA
Pseudoliparis swirei is the source of this 3354-nucleotide messenger RNA. RefSeq names its product inter-alpha-trypsin inhibitor heavy chain 5 (gene itih5). Gene Ontology annotation, biological process: hyaluronan metabolic process. Gene Ontology annotation, molecular function: serine-type endopeptidase inhibitor activity. The transcript has 15 exons. NCBI's taxonomy places the organism in Eukaryota, Metazoa, Chordata, Actinopteri, Perciformes, Liparidae. The record is from RefSeq and is a predicted model, not a curated record. Bases 320 to 3169 code for a protein of 949 amino acids.